CUACGGGCAGAGGCUGCACGACAGGCACCACCCAAUCCACUGACUGAGAUUCCAGUUCGAAAGAUCCGUGGUUAUUUCCGCGUAUGGACCUACCUAACCAAGUCAGCAGUUGGUCCCCUGCAGGCGAGAUUACCAGUGUUUGCCAUCGGUGCCCGUCGCAACGGGAGAAAAAAAAAUCACGACGGCAAAGGCCAGUUCGGGGCCAGACGAGUCGACCAGGCCCGAAGCAGCCUAGCGCGGGCGAGCCCCUCGAGCGACGGAAAAUCGACCGUGAAAAAACCCCACCACGCGGUUGGGGAGGGAGAGGCGCCACGGAAUAUUAAUCUUCAAUUUUCCCCUCUUCCUUUCACUCUUCUCCUCUUCUCCGUCUCCCAUCUGCCUUCUGCUUUCUUUUCCCUGUCAUACCCUCCCCCCCCCUCCAUCCACCGUCAAAAUGCUUAUCUACCAGGACAUCAUCUCCGGAGACGAGGUUCUCUCCGACACCUUCAAGAUCGAGGAGGUCGACAAGGUCCUCUGGACUGUCGACUGCAAGAAGUACCUCAAGCGCGCUGGUGAGGACUUCGUCCUCGAGGGUGCCAACCCCUCCGCCGAGGGCGGUGAUGAGGAUGCCGGUGGUGAGGGUGAGGCCGUCAUGGUCCACGACAUCGAGGACCAGUUCCGUCUCAACUGGCUCAAGACCGAGGAGGGCCUGAAGCCCUCCAAGGAUGCCUUCAAGGGUCACCUCAAGACCUACAUGAAGAAGGUCCUCACCAAGCUCACUGAGAAGGGUGCCCCCGCCGAGAAGAUCGCUGAGUUCAAGGCCGGCGCCCCCGGUGCCGUCAAGAAGAUCCUUGCCAACUACGACAACUACGAUGUCCUGAUGGGCCAGUCCAUGGACGGUGAUGCUAUGCACAUCCUCAUCGACUUCCGCGAGGACGGUGUCACCCCCUACGCUACCCUCUGGAAGCACGGUCUUGAGGAGAUCAAGGUCUAAAUUCCUCCCAACAGUCUUGUGAAAGAAAUGUUGUCCUGAAUUGAAAAGAAAGAGAGAAUGGGAUGCCGGAAGAUCUGCGCGAUCCAUUAUCCUCCUGCGAGCGACAGCGAAAAAAACCAACCGGGUGCAAAAAUAGAGGAAUGGCCAUUCCUCUACCUCCCUCCUCUUCUCCACCCUUUCUGGCUAUUGCUAUAUUUCCUCUCCCCCCAACUACGACCUCGAUAUCUCUAUGCUUCACUCGCAACGUCGCAUUUCUGUCCCGUGUCCUUCUUAAUUAAAGUCACGCCUCAUGAAAUCCCAUAGCUGUUAACGUCCCUUUUCA
Molecule: messenger RNA, 1295 nt
Organism: Aspergillus heteromorphus CBS 117.55
Lineage: Eukaryota; Fungi; Ascomycota; Eurotiomycetes; Eurotiales; Aspergillaceae
Product: translationally-controlled tumor protein
Exons: 4
Coding region: 434-973 (179 amino acids)
Cellular component (GO): cytoplasm
Molecular function (GO): calcium ion binding
Source: RefSeq, a predicted model, not a curated record